Messenger RNA from Ascoidea rubescens DSM 1968, 1215 nucleotides. RefSeq names its product serine hydrolase domain-containing protein. The coding region runs from base 1 to 1215 and encodes 404 amino acids. NCBI's taxonomy places the organism in Eukaryota, Fungi, Ascomycota, Saccharomycetes, Ascoideales, Ascoideaceae. The transcript has a single exon. The record is from RefSeq and is a predicted model, not a curated record.
AUGGCUUCAACUUCAGUAUCUGCCUCUUCAAUUGAUCAAAUUUUGCAGAAAUAUACCUCCCUAUCUGAAAAUCCUGUUCCAGGUAUUAUUGCCGGUAUUGUUGAUAAUCGCAAAGGUUUAGUAUAUUUGGGCUCCGCUGGUGCCAAGUCGCUUUCUGAUCCUCACGAUAAAGUAUCAAAUGAUAGCACUGUCGCUUUUUAUUCAACCACAAAAGCCAUUACUGUCACUGCCUUUCUACAAUUACUAGAAUCCGGUAAAAUCCAUUCAAUUAACGACUUGGUAGAAGAUUAUAUUCCUGAAUUGAAAAAUGUAACACUAUUGUCCAGUUUUGAAGAAAACGGAAAUCCAAUUCUAACGGCCCCCAAAACAAAACCAACUUUGUUGCAUUUGGUUACCCAUACUGCUGGUUUUGCAUAUGCAUUUUUCAAUGAAAAUUAUAAGAAACUCCAAGAAAAAACUGGUUCUCCAAAUAUCUUGGCCUCAACUUGGAAAGAAUUUGACACCCCUUUAAAUUUCGAGCCUGGUUCUCAAUGGGAAUAUGGAUCUAAUAUUGAUUUUCUUGGUAAAGUAGUUGAGAAUGUCAGUGGCUUAACUUUGGAUCAAUAUUUUAAAAAGUAUAUUUUUGAACCCUUGGAUAUUCAAUCAUUAACUUUUAUUAGAACUCCUCAGCAUUUUAGUAACCAUACUUCAAUUCAUCAAAGAGAUUAUAAAACUAAGAAAACAGUUGCUUUGCCCGAAUUGCAUCCAGCCGUUCCUGAAUUCCAUUGUGGAGGCCAUGGUUUAUUUGGUAAAGUUGAAGAUUAUUUGAAAUUUUUAGAGAUAUUUUUACACAAUGGUAAAUCACCCACCACAAACCGUCAAAUACUAAAGCCUGAAACAAUUCAAAAUUACUGUUUUGCUUCUUUAUUACCUAAAGGUUUGGAGAUAGUUCCAUUGCCUGCUUCUCAACCAAAUUUAUCUAAUCCUGUUGAAAUUGCUCCUGGUGUACCAAAAACGUGGACCGCUAACUGGUUAAGAAUUGAUUCUGAAUUACCUACAGGCAGAUCAAGUGGUUCCUUUAUGUGGGCAGGGUUGACCAACUUGUAUUAUUGGGUUGAUCCCAAGAAAGGUAUAGCUGGUUUUUUCGCUGCUCAACUUUUCCCAUUUUAUGAUCCAAAUUGUUUAUCCGCUUUUCAAGAAUUUGAAACUGCUGCUUACCAAUUAUUAAAUAAAUAG